CGCGCCAUGGCGAUCGCAAGGCAAGUGCUUUGUGUCUGUGCUUUCCUCUCGCUGCCGCACGCUGGCGCCGAGCCCAUCCGCUACUCCGUAGCCGAGGAGGCGGAAAGCGGCUCCCUGGUCGGCAAGCUGGCCGAGGACGCGGGGCUGACGCCGGCGCAGCUCUCGGCUCGCCGCGCCCGCCUGGUGUCGGACGACGGCCGGCAGCAUUUUCGCUUAGACCGCGCCUCCGGCCGCCUCGUCGUGGCGGGGAGGCUGGACCGGGAGGAGCUGUGCGGCCAGGCCGCCAGCUGCAUGCUCCCCUUCGAGCUGCUGCUCGCCGAGCCGCUGCAGUUCUUCCGGGUCGAGGUGGCUCUGGAGGAUAUCAAUGACCAUUCACCUCUUUUCCCCGAGGAACGGGUCAGUUUUGACAUCGUGGAAAGGAGCGACCCGGGUUCUCGAUUCCCGCUGGAGGUCGCUCGGGACCUCGAUAUUGGCAGCAACACAGUCCAGGCAUACAGCAUCUCUCCUGAGAACGAGUAUUUCAGUGUCUCCUAUGGGACUCGGCUUACAGGCAAGAAGUAUCUAGAACUGGUCUUGGAAAAACCUUUAGACAGAGAGGAGCAGGCAGAGAUGAGUUUCAGUGUUAUUGCAGAAGAUGGGGGCUCUCCUUCCAGGAGUGGCACCACACAAAUAAAAAUUAUCAUUCUAGAUGUAAAUGACAAUGCUCCAGUCUUCUCAGAGGAGGUGUACAUUGGACAGGUUUUGGAGAACAUGCCAGAAGGUUCUGUGGUUCUGACUGUGCUGGCCACUGAUCAGGAUGCAGGAGUUAAUGGGGACAUUUCCUAUCAACUGAGCCAAGCAGUGGGACAGGGUGACUCAGCAUUUGUGAUUGAUCCCAAAACUGGUGAAAUUAAACUCACAAAACCUCUGGACUACGAGGCAGCAGCAACUCAUGAGCUCAGUGUGCGGGCCAGAGAUGGAGGGGGCCUUUCAGCAAUCUGCAAGGUGUUGGUGGAGGUGGUGGAUGUGAAUGACAAUGCCCCAGAGCUGGUGGUCAGUUCCUUCAGCAGUCCCCUCCCCGAGAACACAGUGCCCGGCACAGUGGUUGCCCUGUUCUCGGUCAGGGACCGGGAUUCUGGUGCCAACGGGAAGAUCUCGUGUGCCCUGGAGGAUCAGCUCCUCUUCUCCCUGCGGCCAGCCUAUAAGAAUUACUACGAGCUGGUGACAGUGAGCGCGCUGGACCGCGAGGAGACGGCUCAGUACGUGCUGAGUGUCACAGCAGCAGAUGCGGGGUCGCCUCCUCUCACGACCACGCAGACCUUCACCGUGGACGUCUCGGACGUCAACGACAACGCGCCCGUCUUCAGCCAGACGUCCUACACCAUGUACGUGCGUGAGAACAACGUCCCCACGGUGUUUGUUGGAGCGGUCAGUGCUGCGGACGCUGACGUGGGGCUCAAUGCCAAGGUGACCUAUUCCCUGGCCCCGGCGCAGGCGGCAGAGCGGCCCCGGUGCUCCUGCAUCUCGGUGAACUCUGAGAACGGACACGUGUUUGUGCUGCGGCCCCUGGACUACGAGCACUUGCGGCAGACCGAGGUGACGGUCGUGGCCUCUGACGCGGGCUCUCCUCCGCUCAGAGCCAACGUCACCGUGCGCCUCGUCGUGCUGGACGAGAAUGACAACGCGCCGCUGGUGCUGUACCCAGGCCAGGAGAGCGGCGCGGCGUCCAGCGAGCUGGUGCCCGUGUCGGCUGAGGCGGGCUACCUCAUCACCAAAGUGGUGGCCGUCGACGCCGACUCCGGCCAGAACUCCUGGCUCUCCUACCACCUGCUGAGGGCCACCGAGCCCGGGCUGUUCACCGUGGCUGUCCAAAGCGGGGAGGUGCGUCUCAGGAGGCCGGUGACAGACAGGGACAGCGUGAAGCAGAAGCUCGUUGUCCUGGUCCGAGACAACGGCCAGCCCCCGCUGUCAGCCACCGCAGCUCUGAGCGCGCUGCUGCUCAAGGACUUCUCAGACGUGCGCCUCCCGCACAGCAGCGCGGCCACGGAGGAGCAGGACGGCUCCCUGACCACCUACUUAAUCAUCUCCCUGGUCUUUGUCUCACUCCUCUUCCUCAUCUCCGCCGCCGUCUUUGUGGCUCGCAAGGUGUGCAGGAGAAAGGAGCUGCAGGCCGGCCAUGUGCUUUAUGGUGCCGACAACUUGCAGAGCGGCCUGGCCGAUGCAGCCGCUGCAGGGACCCUGCCCCGCGCCUACUGCUACGAGAUCAGCCUCACAACGGGCUCGGGCAACAGCGAGUUCAAAUUCCUCAAGCCCAUCCUCCCCAGCCUGCCACCACAGCACUGUGCCACGGGCCAGGGCCCCGAGGAGGGACAGGAUUUCCCCUGUGUCCCUGUCAGCACAGAGGACAUGGCACCAGACAAUCCUGGGACUCUCUCUGCACGACAGUUCAACGCUCUUUCCUUCGACUAGCCGGGCACUGCACAGACAGAGGCUUCAAUGCUCCUGGGAGGAGGGGAUCCAGGCUGCAGCAUGUGGCAAUGCUUUCUCCUGAGUAAAUCUGUAUUUGCAAUUGGUUUAACCAACGUCCUGCAAAUUUUAUUGAGAAUAAAUAUCUGCCACUUUAAAAAACAGUGAAGGAAAUAAAAGAAGCCAAGGUUCUCUCAUUUAGUUAGCAAUGAGUUUCAUCUCUGUUUCUGCCAUUUCCCGUAGGCUUUAAGUAUGUGGCUGGCACUCCCAGCUAUGGUCUUGUUUCUCUUGCUGUCUGAGAAGACAGAAGAUGUUUUUAUUCUGCGUUUUAAGACAAUGUCAUGGCCAAAAAGUCAUCUGAAUUGAAAUUGAAAAAAUACUUUUUCCCAGCUCUGCAAAGCAAGGAAGCCUUGAGCGCUGAGUCACAAUGUCAGGUGAGCACUAUGCCCUUUCUUCCCCGGCUUCUGGAUGUCUCUAUCUGAGAUGUGAGCUCUGUGUGCUUUGCUUUCUUGUCCCUGAGUUUGUCUGUGCAGACACUGACUAUCUGCAGAUGAUUCCAUAGUGCUGCCUGCUGAAGCAGGGAGUUGCUCCCACCCAGCCAUGGCCACACAGGCAAGGCCAGCUCCGCAGGGAAGGAGCUGAUUCGGGCCCUUUUGGAACAGCAGUCUCGUCUUCCUUGUCUCGCUCAGAGUAGAGCAGCAAAAUGCACAACAGAAUCUUCCUUUGAUGUACCAGAAGUGCUUGGGUGUUCUGUCACCUCAGGAUUGCCUUGGAAAUACAGCAGCACAAACAUUGUUAGGAGAGACUGUAACUGAACAGAGUUGUAGAAACAAGUUCAUUGUCAUUGUGUGCAUUGAAGGAAGACUCCACAAAUACUAAAAGACAAUCAUUGGAACUUAGAUUCAAGAAGAACUUUUAAACUAGCAUUAAAUUUGGUCUUUUCAUUGUUGUUCCUGAAUCCCAUGGCUUCCUGAUGGGAGAGGAAAACUGUCUCCACAAGAUUUUCUGCAUUUGUGCUAGACCAUUUUCAUUCCCAUGUUUGCCCUUUCUCCUUCUGCUCUCUGAAGUGUCCUGAGCAUUGUACCGAGCCUAUUCUUCUAGAGCAGGACUGCCACUUGAUCUGUAACAUCUGUUUAUUUGAAUGAUGUCUGUGAUGCAUGAAAUACUCAGAAAGCCUUCCUCACGCUGAGUUGUGCUGAUGUUUUAUAGUUUAACCUUGUAAAUUGGUGUAACUCUGGGCGUAGAAACUGAAAUAAAGGGAACAGCCUGACUGCUUUUGUUUAGACAGGAUUCUUUGCAGCGGCGUUCUUUCUGGGAGAUGUCUUUCACGGCUUUUUAAAAUUCUGAGAGUCUUGUUCUCAAUUUGUGCCUUCUCUGAAGCAAUAUUUGAUGGGUACAGCUCCUGGUUGUGGACAUGCAGCCAGUAAGGGAGUGUUCACUGCCAUGCCUGUGCUGUGACCACUGCACUAUCCCUGCUCGGUUUCUGCUGAUGAGGGAUGAAGCUCUGUCCCUCUGGGCUGAGCCUUCAUUUUAAGCUGACCUGAGAAAAGCUGUGUUCUUUCCAAGAGGCUUAAAGUAUGUAGUCAGAACUCCCAGCUGUGCUCUUGUUUAUCUUGCUGUCCGAAAAGACUGAAGAUCUUUUACUUUGAGCUUUAAGGCAAUGUCACAACAAACUAUACCCUCACUGAAAUGCAAAAUACAUUUUCCCAGUUCUGCAAAGCAAGGAAGUUACGAAUACUGAGUCACAAUGUCAUGUGACCACCAGGCCCUUUCUUCCCUGGCUUCUGGAUGUGUCUGCUGAGAUGUGAGCUCUGUGUGCUUUGCUUUCUUGUCCCUGAGUUUGUCUGUGCAGACACUGACUAUCUGCAGAUGAUUCCAUAGUGCUGCCUGCUGAAGCAGGGAGUUGCUCCCACCCAGCCAUGGCCACACAGGCAAGGCCAGCUCCGCAGGGAAGGAGGUGAUUCGGGCCCUUUUGGAACAGCAGUCUCGUCUUCCUUGUCUCGCUCAGAGUAGAGAAGCAAAAUGCACAACAGAAUCUUCCUUUGAUGUACCAGAAGUGCUUGGGUGUUCUGUCACCUCAGGCUUGCCUUGGAAAUACAGCAGCACAAACAUUGUUAGGAGAGACUGUAACUGAACAGAGUUGUCGAAACAAGUUCAUUGUCAUUGUGUGCAUUGAAGGAAACUCCAUAAAUACUAAAAGACAAUCAUUGGAACUUAGAUUCAAGAAGAACUUUUAAACUAACAUGAAAUUUGGUCUUUUCAUUGUUGUUCCUUAAUCCAAAGGCAUCCUGAUGGGAAUAGAAACUGUCUCCACAUGAUUUUCUGUGUUUGUGUUAGAGCAUUUGAAUUCCAUGUUUGCCCUUUCUCCUUCUGCUAUCUGAAAUUUCCUGAGCAUUGUAGCGAGCCUAUUCUUCUAGAGCAGGACUGCCACUUGAUCUAUAACAUCUGUUUAUUUGAAUGAUGUCUGUGAUGCAUGAAAUACUGGGAAAGCCUCCCUCAGACUGAGUUGUGCUGAUGUUUUACAGUUUAACGUUGUAAAUUGGUAUAACUCUGGGCUUAGAAACUGA
Hirundo rustica (Barn swallow) is the source of this 5012-nucleotide messenger RNA. RefSeq names its product protocadherin beta-15-like. Gene Ontology annotation, molecular function: calcium ion binding. The transcript has a single exon. Gene Ontology annotation, cellular component: plasma membrane. Gene Ontology annotation, biological process: homophilic cell-cell adhesion. Bases 7 to 2448 code for a protein of 813 amino acids. The record is from RefSeq and is a predicted model, not a curated record. Lineage: Eukaryota; Metazoa; Chordata; Aves; Passeriformes; Hirundinidae.